Phanerochaete carnosa HHB-10118-sp is the source of this 480-nucleotide messenger RNA. RefSeq lists its product as uncharacterized. NCBI's taxonomy places the organism in Eukaryota, Fungi, Basidiomycota, Agaricomycetes, Polyporales, Phanerochaetaceae. The transcript has a single exon. Bases 141 to 314 code for a protein of 57 amino acids. The record is from RefSeq and is a predicted model, not a curated record.
GGCGGUAUAAAUCUAGCUGGACCUCGCAAACCCGGCCGCGGCACAAAGAGUUUCUGAGCGGAGGCGCGAGCUGCACAUCCUGUACAACAACGCGUAAGAGCCGAACGAGACUGAGCUGCCGCAUAUGGGAUAGUAGAGUCAUGUGGUGCCCGGUCGAGCACCUCACGGCGGAAGGGUACGACAUGCAGUUUGGGACGAACGUUCUCGAGCAAAUGACCUCUUCACGGAGCUGCUCGUGUCCGCACUCGCCGCCCAGCCGCUCGUCCGACGGUCAUGCACGCGUCAUCAACACCAUCAGCGGCGGCGCGUACUGACAUUCCGCGACAGUUCGGAACGCACGAGGCAGAUGAUCCAGGAUUUAUGCGGUCGGAGCAAGCUAUGAUAGCAUGGGCUUCCGACGCGCGUUGUGGGAUUGGAGGCUGACGGAUGCGAUAGGUCUCAGCGUUCGAGGUUCAAAAGUUCUUCUUGGUAGGGUGUCGU